Molecule: messenger RNA, 1223 nt
Organism: Aspergillus glaucus CBS 516.65
Lineage: Eukaryota; Fungi; Ascomycota; Eurotiomycetes; Eurotiales; Aspergillaceae
Product: flavin reductase family protein
Exons: 2
Coding region: 161-970 (269 amino acids)
Molecular function (GO): FMN binding; riboflavin reductase (NADPH) activity
Source: RefSeq, a predicted model, not a curated record
CUAUAACGACGAUGGUUGUCAAUUGAGCGGACUCUUCUUCUGCCAUUAUCUUCGAGUCUUCAUGAUGACUUGGGAGGGCUUCCACAGUCUCUUCAGUGAUUGUAUCCACUCACCCGCCAUUUCCUGAGCUUCUUCGAGCUCCUCCGCUACCACCGGCGGUAUGAAGCUCUUCACAUCUCGAUCGGGGCUCUUAACGGGUCAUUCUGUUGCGCAGCUGAAUGUACCGCAAUAUCUCACCAGACUUCCCCGCCAUCCCGCCGUACUCGGGUUCAAUCGACCUGCGCAGCAACAAUGGCAGCGCAGAACCCUCGUUGACACCCCCAAACCCUCCCUACCAGACCAAUUCCGCCUCCUCAUGCGCCGAGUCCCCUACCCGGUUGCCAUCAUAACAGCCACAGACCCGCAUACCCACAACCAUGACCAUAAAGACACCCAAAUCGAACACUCUUACCGCGGCAUGACCGUCUCCUCCUUCAGCACGGUAACCCUACACCCCGAACCAGUUGUCUCAUUUAACGUGAAACGGCCAUCAGAAACGCUCAAUGCACUACUCUCCUCCGGGCGGUUCCUCGUGCAUCUACUGGCACCCGCAAGACCAACAGCAGAUCUGGCGAGGGAUUUCUCGAGGGGGAAUAAUAACCUGUCGAUUGUGAACGGGGAGGGGGAUUUUGAGUUUGCUGCGCAUGCGCAAACUGGGGACGAGAAGGAGAGUGAGAGGCCUCUUCCGCUGCUGCGGAGGAGGGAAGUGGGUAGCCGGGGUAUCGUGGACUUCCCAUUUGUUUUUGAUUGUAGGCUUCUCCCGCAGCAGAUGGAGGUGUUCGAUCACACGAUUGUGUUGGGUCGUGUUGUGGAUACGAUUCUGCAGCGUCCGUUGGAUGCUGAGGUCAAGGGUCAAGCUGACUCUGGUGAACUGUGCUUGACGUAUGCUAAUACUAAGUUCUGGGAGAUGGGUCAUGAAAUCAAGGGAUGAGAAAUGAUUGCCUUUUAUUAACGAUUGGUGUGCCCUGAGAUGUCGACGUGACCAUCUCAUUGCUGGCAUUUGUACAAUAGAAAGAUUAAUAGACGUUUGUAUAUACAAGUCUGGAACUUUCAGUGACCCAUCUACGCCGUCUAUCCAUACAACACUGCAGAUAGCAAGUGAUGCGAGAACUUUACCAAGUAGCCUCAGCUCGAACUGGCGCUACCCUUGAUUGUACUCCAGUACCAUGCUAUGUACCCCGCGC